AUGGCCGCGCAGCGCUUGGCGGUGCCCCGGCUCGAGGGCGUUUCGCGAGAACAGUUCAUCCAGCACCUCUACCCGCAGAGAAAACCACUUGUGUUGGAAGGAAUUGAUUUGGGGCCAUGUACGAGCAAAUGGACAGUGGACUACCUAAGCCUGGUAGGAGGGACGAAAGAGGUCAAGAUCCAUGUUGCUGCUGUUCCACAGAUGGACUUCAUUAGUAAGAACUUUGCAUAUAGAACACUACCUUUUAACAAAUUGGUCCAGAGGGCAGCAGAAGAAAAACAUAAAGAAUUCUUUAUUUCAGAGGAUGAGAAGUACUACUUACGGUCAAUUGGGGAAGAUCCUAGAAAGGAUAUUGCAGAUAUCAGAAAGCAGUUUCCUUUAUUAGAAGGAGACAUUAAGUUCCCAGACUUCUUCAGAAAGGAGCAGUUCUUUUCAAGUGUGUUUCGUAUUAGCUCACCGGGAUUACAACUCUGGACUCAUUACGAUAUUAUGGAUAACUUCUUAAUACAAGUGACAGGAAAAAAGCGUGUUGUACUAUUCAGUCCUCGGGAUGCCCAGUAUUUAUAUUUAUCAGGUACUAAAUCAGAAGUACUGAAUAUAGAUAAGCCAGACUUGGCAAAAUAUCCACUGUUUUCCAAGGCUAGAAGAUAUGAGUGUACCCUUGAAGCUGGAGAUGUGUUAUUCAUUCCUGCUUUAUGGUUCCAUAACAUCAUUUCAGAAGAGUUUGGAGUGGGAGUGAAUGUUUUUUGGAAGCACCUUCCUUCUGAGUGCUAUGAUAAGACAGACACCUACGGAAACAAAGAUCUGGUAGCGGCGUCCAGAGCGGCACAGAUUUUGGACAGAGCUUUAAAAACACUGGGUGAAUUACCAGAGGAAUACAGAGACUUCUAUGCACGUCGAAUGGUUUUACACAUUCAAGACAAGGCCUAUAGCAAGAACUUUGAGUAAAUAAGGCUGUACUGAUGGAUGUAAACUUUUUAAUAAAACUCAAAUAUUAAAAAGUUGCUUUUCACAUUCUAUUAAAAUAGGAUAACCCAAUUUCAGAUUUAUAAAUAGUAUGAAGGCGUGUUUGUGUGGUUCUAGUUGAUUCAGAUUAUGAUAGUUGAAAGAUUGCUGUCCUGGUACCACUUUGUAAUUUGGGGGGACAAUCCAACAUUAUUUAAACAGUAACAAACUAUUGGGUUGAAAUACAUGAAGUCUUCUGGUAGAAGAGGCUUCAGUGUUUCUGAUCCAGUGAUCCGAUGAUGUCACCAAGAAUCUAGGGUUUUCAUUUUGUUUUUCUCUUCUCAACCACAGCAUUAGCAUUAUCCUCAGGCUGGCUACCCUCGUGAUUAUGGGAUCUCUGCCAGUAGCUGCUGGGGCCAUGUGCGACUUCAUUUCCAUGCAGCGGAAGAGCCAGGCUGGAUGCCAGGAGCCCUCACGUAGUCUGACAAAGCUUUCCCAGGAUUCUUUAGCAAAGUCUGAGGUCUCAGUGGUCUAAAGAGCUUAGAUCUGUUCAUCCCUGUCAGUGACUGUGAAGAACAUGGAGUCAGCACUUGGGGCAGUCAGCUUUAGUAGGGCCAGGAUUGAAUUGUCUUCCAUCAAGGCACGGGAGGCGUAUUUUGGAACAGAAAGUAUAUAUUUCAAAAUCAGGGUUAUGAUAAGCAACAAUCGUACAUUUUCUUAGAAUAGACUGAAUCGUUUGAUGAACAUUUUAAACCAUAUAGGUGCCUAAACCCCAAACUUGUAUGUUUGGGAUUUUGUAUAGGUGUAUGUAUUUAAUA
Messenger RNA from Echinops telfairi (small Madagascar hedgehog), 1763 nucleotides. RefSeq names its product tRNA-yW synthesizing protein 5 (gene TYW5). The transcript has 8 exons. Gene Ontology annotation, molecular function: 2-oxoglutarate-dependent dioxygenase activity; tRNA binding. Gene Ontology annotation, biological process: wybutosine biosynthetic process. The record is from RefSeq and is a predicted model, not a curated record. NCBI's taxonomy places the organism in Eukaryota, Metazoa, Chordata, Mammalia, Afrosoricida, Tenrecidae. The coding region runs from base 1 to 948 and encodes 315 amino acids.